AUGGCUAGUUCUACAAAAGCGAUGGAUCCAGCUUUUCAGGGAGCAGGUCAAAGAGUAGGGACUGAGAUUUGGCGAAUUGAAGAUUUCCAGCCAGUUCCUUUGCCGAAAUCUGAACAUGGAAAAUUCUAUAUGGGGGAUUCUUAUAUUGUUUUGCAGACAACACAAAACAAAGGGGGCGCUUAUCUGUUUGACAUCCACUUCUGGAUUGGGAAGGACACAAGUCAGGAUGAAGCUGGGACAGCAGCUAUUAAAACGGUUGAACUAGAUACAGCUCUUGGAGGACGCGCCGUACAACAUAGGGAAAUUCAAGGCCAUGAAUCUGAUAAAUUUUUGUCCUACUUCAAACCAUGUAUUAUACCAUUGGAGGGUGGCGUUGCAUCAGGAUUUAAAAAGCCUGAGGAAGAAGAAUUUGAAACUCGACUGUAUAUCUGCAGAGGAAAACGAGUUGUCAGAAUGAAGCAGGUUCCUUUUGCGCGUUCGUCACUGAAUCAUGAUGAUGUGUUCAUCCUGGACAGCAAGGAUAAGAUCUUUCAGUUCAAUGGUGCGAAUUCCAAUAUUCAGGAAAGGGCGAAGGCUUUGGAAGUGAUUCAGUAUUUGAAAGAAAAGUAUCACAAUGGGACAUGUGAUGUUGCAAUAGUUGAUGAUGGGAAGCUAGACACAGAAUCUGACUCUGGUGAGUUCUGGGUCCUAAUGGGUGGUUUUGCUCCGAUUAGCAAGAAGAUUGCCAAUGAAGAUGAUGUAAUUCCUGAGUCCACUCCUGCUACACUUUAUAGCAUAACUGAUGCUGAAGUGAAGAUUGUAGAAGGUGAACUAUCUAAAUCCUUGCUUGAAAACAACAAAUGUUACUUACUGGACUGUGGUUCCGAGGUAUUUGUUUGGUUUGGUCGGUUGACACAAGUGGAGGACAGAAAAGCUGCUAGCCAAGCAGCUGAGGAAUUUGUGUCUCAUCAGAAUAGACCAAAAUCAACACGAAUAACCCGGGUUAUUCAAGGUUAUGAGACACGUUCAUUCAAGUCCAACUUUGAUUCUUGGCCAUUGGGAACAGCAACGUCUGGUUCUGAGGAGGGAAGAGGAAAAGUAGCAGCUCUGUUGAAGCAACAAGGUAUUGGUGUAAAGGGCAUGACAAAGGGUACUCCCGUAAAUGAAGAGGUCCCACCUUUGCUUGAAGGAGGUGGAAAGAUGGAGGUAUGGUGCAUCAAUGGCAGUGCUAAAACACAAGUACCUAAGGAAGAUAUCGGCAAAUUUUUUAGUGGAGAUUGCUACAUAAUUCUUUAUACCUACCACUCUGGUGACAGAAAAGAUGACUACUUUCUGUGCUGUUGGUUCGGAAAAGAUAGUAUUGAGGAGGACCAGAAAACAGCUUCUCAUUUGGCGACUUCCAUGUCCAACUCACUGAAGGGAAGACCAGUUCAGGGUCACAUAUUCCAAGGUAAAGAGCCACCACAGUUUAUUGCGCUCUUUCAGCCUAUGGUUGUCCUCGAGGGUGGCCUGAGCUCUGGAUAUAAAAAAUUUGUUGAGGAGAAAGGGUUAGCUGAUGAAACGUACACAGCAGAAUGUGUUGCACUCUUUCGGUUAUCUGGAACCUCUAUUCAUAACAACAAAGCAGUGCAAGUUGAUGCGGUGGCAACGUCAUUGAACUCAAAUGAGUGUUUCCUUCUGCAAUCUGGCUCCUCAGUUUUUGCUUGGAAUGGAAAUCAAUGCUCUGUUGAGCAGCAACAGUUAGCAGCAAAACUUGCAGAAUUUCUGAAGCCAGGAGUUACUAUAAAACAUGCUAAAGAAGGAACUGAGAGCUCAACGUUCUGGCAUGCCCUAGGAGGGAAACAAAAUUACACCAGUAAUAAAGUUGCUUCUGAAAUUUCCAGAGAUCCCCACCUAUUCACAUUCUCAUUCAACAAAGGAAAGUUUCAGGUGGAAGAAAUUUACAACUUUACUCAAGAUGAUCUACUGACAGAGGAUAUCCUUAUACUUGACACACAUGCUGAAGUCUUUGUUUGGGUUGGUCAAUGUGUAGACUCGAAAGCAAAGCAAAAUGCUUUUGAAAUUGGCAAGAAAUACAUAGAGAUGGCAGCAUCUCUGGACGGGAUGUCUCCUAAUGUUCCAUUGUACAAAGUUACUGAAGGAAAUGAACCUCGCUUCUUUACAACAUACUUUUCAUGGGAUCUUGCAAAAGCUAAUGUUCAAGGAAACUCAUUUCAGAAGAAGGUGUCCAUUCUGUUUGGGGUUGGUCAUGCUGUGGAGGACAAAUCUGAUGGGAACCAAGGAGGCCCAAGGCAAAGAGCUGAAGCCUUAGCGGCUCUAUCAUCUGCAUUCAAUUCUUCCCCUGGAAAAUCACCCCCUACGGAUAAGUCCAAUGGGUCAAGCGAAGGAGGACCAAGGCAAAGAGCUGAAGCUUUAGCCGCUUUAUCUUCUGCAUUUAAUUCAUCUUCUGGAAGCAAAUCAUCUGUUCCCAAGCCUUCUUCAACAAGUCAAGGAUCCCAAAGAGCUGCAGCAGUUGCUGCACUUUCAAAUGUUCUUACAGCUGAAAAGACUAGGUUAACCCCUGAUGCCUCUCCUGUGCAGAGUCCCCCUGCAGAAACUAGUGGUAAGCAAACUGAAACGAAAAGUGAAAAGGCGUAUUCUGAUAUAGAUCAUGAAGUUCCUGAAGUUAUAGAUGCUGUUUCACCUUCUUCUGUAUCAGAACCAAAGCAAGAGCAGGAUGAGAAUGGCAGUGAAAGCUGUCAAAGUACUUUCAGUUAUGACCAACUGAGGGCUAAAUCUGACAAUCCAGUUACUGGAAUUGAUUUUAAGAGAAGAGAGGCCUAUCUCUCUGAUGAAGACUUUCAGACCAUAUUUGGGAUGACGAAAGAUGCUUUCUAUCAACUCCCGAAAUGGAAGCAAGACAUGCAAAAGAAGAAAGCUGAUUUGUUCUAGAAACCAAAUUCAUUAGCACGAGUGCUUUGCCGGUUUUUCUUUUUUCCUUAUGCGUCAUAACUUUCACUAUCUUCAUUCUUAAUGGUAUUUUUUGUCGUGGUAAUUGUGGUUUUACUGUCAGUGAUGAUGGCUAGUUUGCUGUAUAGCGUUUUGCUCUUGAUGAGCAAUGUGCUGUGGUUAGUAUCGAUAUUAAUUGCGAUGCUGCCUAUAGAGUGUUAUAUCUUAUUUCUCAGCUGCUGCUGCUGCUUUAAUUAUCACAGAUGAUAGUCCGAAGGAGUGCAGGUGAAAUUCAUUCAUUUGAUCCAUGUGUAUUUCAUUUUGCUGUUUUUUAGUGUUUAGUGUUUAAAAAGAGGGGGUGUAUAUGAUUGCAUUAUGUAUUUUGUAGUGUGACCGACAUAAUGAAUGAGAAGUUGUUUGUUUGCAAUUGGAUAGCCGUAUACAUUAUUGCUUGUUUUCUUAUUUUAAGGGUUGUGAUACUUCUUAUAGA
Molecule: messenger RNA, 3397 nt
Organism: Fragaria vesca subsp. vesca
Lineage: Eukaryota; Viridiplantae; Streptophyta; Magnoliopsida; Rosales; Rosaceae
Product: villin-2-like
Exons: 23
Coding region: 1-2910 (969 amino acids)
Biological process (GO): actin filament severing; cytoskeleton organization
Molecular function (GO): actin filament binding
Source: RefSeq, a predicted model, not a curated record